UCAAGCCAAUUUGUCGAGCGUCUGCUUGAUGGCAGCCGGGUUGGCGCCAAUGACCUUGCCGACCAACUCGCCGCUCUUGAAGAACAACAAGGUUGGCAUCGACGUCACCUCGUUGGACGCAGCCACCGAAGGCAACUGGUCGACGUCCACCUUGUAGAACUUGGCGGACGAGUAGUCGUUGGAGAACUUCUCCAGCAUUGGGGCAAUCAUCUUGCAAGGCCCGCACCAGACGGCGAAGAAGUCGACUACGACCAAGUGUUGUGCGGCGAUUGCGGUUUUGAACUCGUCUUCGGAUUGGAUGACAGUGACCAUUGUGUUGUUGUUGCUGUUGCUGUUGCUGUUGCUGUUGCUGUUGCUGUUGCUGUUGCUAGUCUUUGCUGCGGAGGCGGCAAAUGGGUUGUUCGAGUUGUACGGGGAAGCGUUAGCCUGUCUGGUCAAGAACUUGUUGAUCAACACGACUAUGAGCACCAGAAUCACGAAGUUCAACAUUGCCCGCAGACGCCCGUCCUCUGCGUGCCAGCCUGGGGCUUUUUAUAAAAAGACAGGCAGACACACCGUCUGCCUGCUUCAUGUGGGCGGCGGCCGUGGCGGUGGCGGCACCGACAGAGCGCCCGCUGCUCACCGUCUGCGAUUAAUAAUGGCCUACGACGCCGACGCAGACCGCCCCGCCGCCGGCCCAGCCGCCGCCGGAUUAGUAAGAGACCGUGCCCUCGCCCGCGCGGCGGGGCAAAAAGGGGCAAGCGGCCGAUCGGCCCAGCACCCGCGCAAUGUGGCGCAGGCGGCGCGGGAGCGGGCAGGGCAGGGCACACAGGGCACACGGGCCGGCGGCAGCAGUGGGUUCCACCAGCAAGCUCGCCGGCCCGCCGGUGUCCCGCACCCACUCAGGAUUCGGGACCACCCACACCAUCCGACUCGCCUGCCCGCUCUCACACCCUCCCUCAGCGCAGGGUCUGCCUCUGACUCUACGUACCACAGGCAAUGCCAGUGCACGCAUCGCCUGGUACUGCGUCGUACUGCCUCGUACUGCCUCGUACUGCCUCGUACUGCCUCGUAGUGCACCACUGCUGGUGUCUUUAUCGUCACGGUUCCUCGUCCGGGUUCUGCUGUGAUUGGAGUUGCCCUUUUUCGGGGCCGGCAGGUUGUUCUGGAUCCCCCUCCCUUCUCACCCGCCAUCUGCACGAAGCGUCUGUCUCGACCCCGACCUCGACCCCGACUCGCCGCUACCCCCGUCGCUGUCGCCUGUGUCAAUACUCCUGCCAUCGCAUACUGUUCUUUGUUGGCAGGCCGUCUUUCUUGCUAUCCCACCGUCCGGCCCGUUUUUGCUGCAUCUCUACUGGCUCCGGGUGUCGUCCUAGUCCGGUCUUUG
Pichia membranifaciens NRRL Y-2026 is the source of this 1366-nucleotide messenger RNA. RefSeq lists its product as hypothetical. The record is from RefSeq and is a predicted model, not a curated record. The coding region runs from base 299 to 1054 and encodes 251 amino acids. The transcript has a single exon. NCBI's taxonomy places the organism in Eukaryota, Fungi, Ascomycota, Pichiomycetes, Pichiales, Pichiaceae.